CUAAUAGUCAACUGCUAUCACUGUGCAUUCUUGUAGUGUGGCUUCACCUGCUGCUGCUGCUUCUUGAUCAUCAACGUGGUGAUCUAUUACAAUGGAAUAUGGAAAUCCAAUUAAAGAAAAAGAAUCAAGCUUGGAAAAGAUGAAGGAAAAGGCAAACGAGCCUCCAGGGAGUGAUCACAAGAUUGCAAAUGAAGUCGACUUUGAACGGCACAGGCAACUCUUCCAUGAUGUCAGACAAGGUAAUUGGGAGAAUGCUAAGACGUAUCUUGACCAACAUCCUGAUGCAGUGAGAGCGAGAAUCGAUUUUUCGGGCAAUACUCUACUUCACGUCGCAGUGAGUGCUGGACAUUUGCACAUUGUGAAGGAGUUGGUGAAAUUGUUGACUGAAGAAGGCCUGUUGAUCCAACGGAAGGAUGGUCUCACAGUUCUUGCAGCUGCUAUAAAAAUGGGAACCAUCUCCAUCGUUAAAUGCUUGAUUAGAAAGAACAAGAGACUAGUUAGUGUUGCUCGUGAAAAUUGGGCUCUUCCAGUUAUCGAUGCUGUUUGUUACAACUAUUACGAAAUGGCUUAUUAUAUUUAUACCAAAACACCAGAAGAAGAUCUAAUACAGCCAGAUAAUGGCAAGAUAGGCUCUUCCCUCAUUUCUGAUUGUAUAAGCCAAAACCAAUUUGAUAUCCCCAUCAAGUUGCUACGGCGUUGGCCACGUCUGGCAAAUACUGCGGAUCCUUAUAACAGAUACCCCCUGCGUUCAUUAGCAUGGUCUACAACUAAAUCUGUCUUUGCUUGUAAAAUCCAGUUAGGAUUUUGGAAACGACGGGUAUAUGACUGUAUACACAUCGCCAGUCAUACAGCCAAUCAAAUUUCUAUAGAUGUUCAGAAUCGAGAAGAUAGCCAAAUGGAUGCGAAUGAAUUAACUCCAAUUAGGUCAGGAUCGGUGGGUCUAUUGACACGAUUGAGUUCAAAUCUUCUCCAACUUUUAGAUGUCAAGCAUAUACACAAAACAAAGUUGGCCCAUGUUCAAUACCUUGAACUCUUGAGUAUCAUGUACAAAGCAAUAGAAACUACUUCAGACGAGAAUCAAAUAAACAAAGCUAGAGUCCAUGACGCUAUCAAGGAAGCUGUCAGCAAUGGAAAUGUCGAGUUUAUUAAGAAGAUAUCAAGAGCGAAUCCAGAACUUGUGUGGACUUCUGAUCUAGCCAGAGACGUGUUUGUGCUUGCUAUUGAACUUCGCCAAGCGGAAGUUUUGAGCCUUAUGCAUGGUCUCCCUAACAAACAAGUAAUAGCAAUCUCUUAUUUUCCUGGCACUGAAAAUACCAUGUUACACAAGGCAGCAUCAAUACCAUCUUCAAAAAUACUCAAUCUCAUCCCAGGAGGCGCAGCUCUACAAAUGCAGAGAGAACUACAAUGGUUCAAGGAGGUUGGGUCAAUCGUAACACCUGCGGAACACUUAUAUACAAACGAGAAGCGUCUCCGACCACAACAACUGUUUACAGAAAACCACAAGGAUUUGGUAAUUGCAGGAGAAAAAUGGAUGAAGGACACAUCAGGUUCUUGUUCUGUUGUGGGUGCUCUAAUUGUUACCAUCACAUUUGCUGCGGCAUUCACAGUUCCUGGUGGUAACGAUCAAAAUAUAGGCUUUCCUAUAUUCAGGAACAAAAAACUGUUCAAGGUUUUCUUUAUAUCAGAUGCAAUCUCACUGUUUGCGUCAACAACAUCAGUUUUAAUGUUCCUAGGAAUCCUCACAUCACGUUAUGCAGAAGAAGAUUUCUUGAAAUCCUUGCCAACAAAGAUGAUAAUAGGCCUCUCCACCCUAUUUUUCUCAAUAGCAACCAUGAUGAUAGCAUUUUGUGCUGCAGUUUCCGUUAUGCUUCCAGAGACAUGGAUUGUUCUUCUCGUCUGCUUACUUGCGAGUGUUCCGAUUGCCUCAUUUGUAAGGAUACAGUUUCAUCUGUUAGUUGAUAUCUUCAUGUCUACUUAUGGACCAAGUAUUUUUAAGAGGAACAUUAAACCUUGGUUAGAUAGCAAACGCCAAUAAGAUGAAGGUUUGUAUUUUUAUACAUAUGUGUGUGUGAUGUAUUCUUGGUACUCCACAUUCUAGAGACAAUUACUGAAUUGUCAAGUUAUCAACAGAAUUUGUGUGGAUGUGUUCG
Molecule: messenger RNA, 2150 nt
Organism: Morus notabilis
Lineage: Eukaryota; Viridiplantae; Streptophyta; Magnoliopsida; Rosales; Moraceae
Product: ankyrin repeat-containing protein ITN1
Exons: 8
Coding region: 92-2035 (647 amino acids)
Molecular function (GO): protein binding
Source: RefSeq, a predicted model, not a curated record